UAGUAGUAGGUAGCAGUGCGGCUGGUGGGUUCGUGCGUUGCCAGGCUGCUGCUGCUCGUGUGCGCUGUGCUCCGCUUCUUCCUCUCCGUAAGAAGGGGUAGUAGCUUUUCUGCUGUGUAUACCUGUAUAUUAUAGAGUGAGACACGAGCCGCAAUGUGCGCUACUCGGAACAUGGCCGCGUGACUGGAGACAGAGAGAGAGUAAGGAGGAUAUAGUCAGGGGCUGCUCCUCGCGAGAGAGGGUGAAAAACAGAGACAGCGGCAACAAAUAACGCGUGUGUGUACGUAUGCUACGCUAUUAUAUUAUAAGAUAAGAAAGAGUAGGUGUAAUCGCCCACAGUGUGCUCGCGCACACAGCAGAUAAUCAGUCGUCGUCUGCAGCAGCAGUUCGCGGAGUUUUGCGCGCUAUAAUACGCUGCACCGCGCGACUGAGCUCAGAGAGAGCUCCCGAGAGCUCGGCUAAUACUCGAAGCGUCAUUGAUUGAUAAGUAAAAAAAAAAAAAAUUCGCUCGCACGAGCGUUUCUCGCUGUCUGUUUACUCGUGCGUGUGUGCCCGUGUGUGUGUAUGCGAGCGUAAGUGUAUAUAAUACAAAUUUAUAAUCGUUCGGUGGCAAAAAUUGCGUAACGAACGAAGAAGAAAUCUCCGUCGGGAGUUUGCUCUCGGCACAAGUUCGGAGAGUCGCAAGAGUUCAGUUGGGCCUAAGACGACGUGACGACGAGACACGUACGUCGAGAUGGACUCAUCGUCAUCAGCCACUACGCGUGACAACGACGAGGUACAACGCGUACACGAUCUUUGCAUCCUGUUUUUUCACAUCACGCAUCUUUGUACAUCGUCGUAGUUUGUAGUUCAGUAGCUGUUGUGUUUUUUAGAGUAGUAGACGAUUUUCCUUUUGGUUUUUUCUUUUCGCGAAAUUUUUAUUUAAAAAACAAAAGAAGAAGGAACUAGAGCCAAAAAACAAAAAAACAGUGUGCAUGUGCGCGCGAGUGCGUAUAAGCGCACGCGUAAGCAACAGCAAUGAGGAGACGACAGGAGUUGGUGCACGUCGUCGAGGUCGACGUGGAGGACUGCUCCGCUCGCCUGACCAAUGGCAACGUGGGCACCAUCGCCAGGAGCAACAACGACAACAUCGUUAGUCCUCGAGUACACAACAACGUCGUUCGCGAUAAAAACGACGAGGAAAAAUUGGAGGCGAUCGAGCUGUCGGAGAUCGUCGUCGAGUCCACGACCACGGAGGAGGACAGCGGCAGCGACGCCUCGUCCCAGGACAAGAAGAACCAGUCGCCGCACCAACGGAGCUUCACGCGCCGCGAGUAUCUGCGACGCUUCGUCGAGCUCUCGAUCGCUUGCUUUUCCCUUUUCUGUUGUUUCGUUGUUUUCGUCAGGACUGCGUUCGUGGUGAUAACUGGCGAGUACUUCGAGGUCUGGGAAAUGGCCGUGGACAUCUUGGACGUCGACCAUCUGGCCGUGUCGGCCAUCGUCACGGUCGGCAUGCAGAUGAUCUUUUUCACGGUGGCCGCGACCUUUCAGAUGGACAAGCUGACGGACUUCGCGGGCGGCGUCAACUUCAUCAUCCUGGCGCUGCUCACCUUCUUUCUCGGACAGGUCGGUAAGACCUACGACAGUCGCCAACUGAUGGUGACGGUCUACGUGUGCCUGUGGGGCGCUCGACUGAGCUGCUACCUCGUCUAUCGCAUCGUCAAGAUCGGCCGCGACAAGCGAUUCGACGAUCGCCGCAGCAACGUCAUACGCUUCGCCGUGUUCUGGACCUUCCAGGCCAUCUGGGUCUACGUGGUGAGUCUGCCCGUGAUCAUCAUCAAUUCGCCGCGGCACAAGAUACCGCCGAGUCCGAAGACCAUGACGACCCUGGACAGCGCGGGCACGGGCAUGUUCUUCGUCGGCCUGAUCGCCGAGACUUACGCGGAUCUGCAGAAGUUCGCCUUCAGGCAGGAUCCGGUCAACGACGGCAAGUGGUGCAACGACGGCCUCUGGAGGAUGUCGCGCCACCCCAAUUACUUCGGCGAGAUAGUCGUCUGGUGGGGCAUCUUCGUGAUCUCGCUCAACGUGAUCGAGGGCUUCGAGUGGCUGGUCAUACUCUCGCCCAUAUUCACCACCAUCAUCAUCCUCUUUCUGUCGGGCAUGCCCCUCCUCGAGAAGGCCUCCGACGAGCGUUACCGAGACAACGCCGAGUAUCGCUACUACAAGCAAUCGACCUCGCCGCUGAUCCCCAUACCGCCGGCGAUCUACUCCGAGGUGCCCUGGUUCCUCAAGUUCAUCCUGUGCUGCGAGUAUCCGCUGUACGACUCGCUGGACGCGAAGCCGCGCGCCGCCGUCACCGAGUCGACCUCGAUAAGCCUCGCCGCGUCCACGUAGCUAUAAGCGUGCGUCGGUCCGAUCGUGGUCGCGGCGCAGACUAAUAAUAACGACGGCGGCAGGCCAGUAGUCCCAGCGAUGAUUGGCCAACAACAACAGCAGCAGCCGCCGAUGAUGCGACUCGCGACCGGUGAUCAAAAUCGGCGCACGUUAAAUUUCCGAGUUCAGCUCUAUUCCGAACAGUACGAGAUUUUCGUUAUAUCCUUGUGAAUUCUUUGAACGCGCGUGUGUGUGUGUGCAAGCGUGAGUGAGUACGUGUGACUGAUACUUUUAAGUAAAGUUAAAUAAUCUUCCUCCAAACAAAUUAUAAAAACAAAAAACAACCAAAAAAAAAAACACGUCUUUUAUACGAUGAAAAAAAAAAAAAAUAAUAAUAAUACUCUCGACUCGCUGCGUUGUCUUCCUUACAAGCUCUCCCUACAUACGACGACACAAUAUACAAAAGCAAUUCUCCAAUCCACCGCAGCGAGAGGACCUCCUGUAUACAAACGCGAUCUUUAAUUAUAAAACGACGUCUUUUCUACUACACGAUGAUGACGAUGAUGAUGAUAAUUUAAUUACAAUUAUAUAUACUUACUAUACUUAAAAGUUACUUUGUAUAAUUACAACAACUGCUUCCAGAUAACAUAUUCUUUGUUCGAAUGAUAUACUAUAUGCUGUAGCGACACGUUGAUGCCGGAUUACCACAAUCGAUGAUCCACGAUAUGAUAAUACGUACGAAAAAUCGAUAACCGAUCGGCAUGUGUAGGUAAACGCGUGUGCGGGAGUGUAAAUAAAUAAUACGAGUAUGAAUCAAUAUCAGCGCACUUUACAUAUAGACUGUUAUCCCGAUUGUCGAACUAUACAUAAAUAUUAAUAUUAUAUUUAUAAAUUCGUAUAUGAGUGAUCGUUUUUUAAAAAAGCUCCUCCCCAAUUCGAAUCGCGAACGAGCAAUUUUUAUCCAUCGAUGACUCUAUAUUAUACACUGUUUAGAUUUAACGAUGUUAUUUACGAUAUUAUUAUAGGCUAGCAAAAAAAAAAGAUAUCCGAGAGUAAAUUUUCUUUUUCCAAUUUUCAAAUGAGCGUAUGUAAUUUUAGCUAGUCAAUCGUUUGUUAUUUUAUUUUCUCGUUCCAACUAAAAUCCCGUAAACAUUUUUCCGCUCGAACGCACGUGUUGAAUUUUUUAAAGAUUUAAUCAUCCGUUCCACAUACAUUGAUAUUAUAAUAGAAGUUAUUGAGGAAAAAAAUGAGUAUUAACAUGCAUUUCAAAAGUGCCAUAUAUAUUAUGUAUACAUCGUACCUAAAAACUGAAUAUAUUAUUAAUAGAAAGGGUAAAAAACGUGAGAAGAAAAUAUUUUUAUUUUUGAAUAGUAGUCGAUACGCAUUCUUUCUUCCGAUCACAGUCUGAGAAAAAUUUAGUUGCCAAAGUAUGUAAAAAAUACUGCCUCCCUAUCUCUCCAUUGUUACGACGCACUUUUGAAGACAAAAGAAAAACCCCUAAAUUUUCAAGGUGAAAAUAUUUUCUUCCACGGAAUUUCAUUGAUGCACAAGAUUACAUUAUAUAUCAUAUAUUGUACGCCAGGAGAGCUGUCGAUAUACGUGUAUGUAUAUGAUUCCGGCAAACGAUAAAAACUUAUGUGGUACUUGUAACUUUUUGAAAGCAGACCAAAUGAUGUGAUGCGUAUGUGCUAUAUGUAUAUCGUAAGUUCAAUACCGAGCCAGAAAAAAAGUGAGCGUGACAGAGACGCGUUUUCUUCGAUAUAAAUCGUCGUCGGUUGAUUUUUUUUUUGUCGUUGUUGCGUUUUGCGCGCGAAUUUAAAAUUUUAUACGUUCACCGAUAUAUCUGUGACCCUCUUGGCACGCGACGCGACGCGGGCGCGCAAAAAAACACCCCAGUACUGGCACACAAAAGUGAAAUAUUAUCCGAUUUUCGCUCUAUCUUCUCUUUCUUUCUUUUUUUUUAUCAUCGCGCAACAUUCAAUUUUGCAAUCUCGCGCAUACAUUGACCGAGUUGGAAAACUUUAUAUCGACGAGAAAAAUCCUCUCAAUUUUUAUCGUAUAGAUAAUGCACAAAGUAAAAUACUAUUGAAUUAUUGAAUCCUUCGAGUAGAGUCGCGCGCGGAAGCUUCGUUAGUGCCAAUUUUUCAGUCAACUGAAAAAUAACUACAGUCACACACUUUUUAAAACUAUAAUAAUAAUAUAAUGUAAAAAAAAAAAAGUUACGUGCAAAUCGUUGACCGAAUUUUCUUCGCCUCUUAACGGCUGUAAUGAGCCCGUUCACUUGCCGCGCAACGCGUGAAUUUUCACAAUAUGUACCUGUUAUACUUGUAGGAAUAUAUGAUUAAACAACAAAUGUUAAAAAAAAAUUACGUCGAUGCUCUGCGAAAAAAAAAUUAUCUGAUCAUUCAUUUUUUUUGUGGUACAUUUAUUUCGAGCAAGAACAAAAUCAAGUACAAAUUACACUUAUAAGAGUGCAUACUACACUUGUUACAAGUUUCGUGCAUCCAUCCAGAUGAAAAAAAAGUACUGAAAUAUUAAUCAUUUCGUUGUCUCAAACAAAUCAAAUUUUUUACAAAAUACCAUAAAAUGAUAUUUUUGCGCUAAGCUUGCUAAUUCACUGCUAAAAAAGACAGCAAUAUUCAAAACAAUAAAAUAAAAUCAAAACGCUAAUUAUACUUUUAAUGCGAACUCAGCACCUCUCGCAGUUACGCAGCGAACGAUGUACAAAUUUGAUUUUCCCAGAAAUGAUCAGAUCGUAAAGUCAAGAGCAUCUAUAAAAUAAAUCAUACUAUUACGAACGAAAUUUUCUCACGUGCACUUAAAUAAAAUGAUAAAGAAAAAGCACACUUUAUAAUAUAGGAAAAAAAAUAUAUAAUAUACCUGAAUAAAUAAUAUAUUUAUGCUAUCGAAUCGCCAUUGUUACGUAAAUUUAUCAGCAUUUUGUCAUGAUACUUGGUAAGGGGAGAAAGCGACCUGUUUCACUUGUUGUAAAGUGGGCAAUUAUUUCGACGAAGAGAGAAUUGUUGAAUGAGAAUAUUAAGCUUAGAAGAUUUAAUUGUAAAAGUAGCGUAUAAAAUUUGCGCGCAUCCGAAAGUAAGAGGUACAUUUUUAACAAAACUAUACUUGAUUUGAGAUUAAAAUAAAACAACAUGCUUGAAGUGAAAUCACAGGUGCUUUGUAAUGAUUUAAAUAUUUUUGUUGUACUGCUCUAUGAAAAUAUAAAUAAACCUCGAAAAAAUGUAUCAAUAGCUGUGCGUGCCAUACUAUGAAUAUUACAGCUUUGUGAAAUGAACUUUCGAGCUUCUUCAACGUUGAAUAGCGAAAGCAAAUUAAGCACCUCAUAAUUACAUAAUUAAGUAGAUCUUUUACGAAAAAAAAGUAAAAACAAUUAAACGUAGAUGAUAAACGAAGUAAAAAAUGGGCCUUUAGAUUAAACGAUAUUUUAUAGAAUUACAAUAACGUAAAAAUUAUUUAUUACCAAGUGCGAAUACUAAGUAAACGUAGAAAGCGAGAAAAGCGGAUAUAAUUUUUUUAGAAAUAAUUGAUAGAAAAUAACCAUUGUACGAAGUAAGAAAGGAAAAAAAACUAUUAUCGACAUAUCUCUAAUCUUAAUAUAGGAAAUACAUUUUACGAUUUUAAAUUUUAAAAACGAGACCAUAGGAGAAGAAAAACUUGUAUAUUAACGCCACAGUCUAAUCAUCUCGAUUUUCUCAUGCAAACUAUAAUGAUCUAUAGAAAAGUACGAAGAAGCAAGAAAGUAUAAGUAAACUAGAGAUUUUUGGAUCGACAAUUUUAUGGUUAAUAUCUAUAGUUGGCACUUUACUUCGAAUAUUUCUGUGAAACGGGGUGUAUAGAAAAUUCGUGUUAUCAAGCUGUAAUUAACGUAGCGACUUUAUAUUUGUAACGCGCACUUCGAAGAGAAAUAAAAUAAUGAUCACACAGCCUUUUUUCUUCGCUAAAAAAAAAGGAAAAAACGAGGUCGCUUUUUACAAUGAGGUAGGGGGUGUGUACGGACGGGAGAAAUAUAUUUUUUUAAAACGAAUAACGAAACUGUAAGGCUAUUGCAAAUUACGAUAUUCGGGGGAGAAACGCUCGUUUUGGAUUAAUAUCUGUUGCGAUAUUAAGCUUGUUAGAUACGAAAAAUUUUCAAUGAUUUUUCCCGUGAGAGAAAAAUUCAAACGAUCGAUCCAAAAGUUAUCUAGAGCGUCGAAAAAGACACAGAUUUUAAUGCCAAAAAAAAAAAACGUAAAAUGUCAUGGCCUGUGCAGCAGAAAUGGUGCUUCAUCACAGAGUUUUUUUUUUCGUAAAAUCGAAUUAUAUAGAUAAUAUAAUAUCAACAUUAAAAAAUGAAAAAUUAA
Molecule: messenger RNA, 6710 nt
Organism: Trichogramma pretiosum
Lineage: Eukaryota; Metazoa; Arthropoda; Insecta; Hymenoptera; Trichogrammatidae
Exons: 5
Coding region: 1018-2373 (451 amino acids)
Biological process (GO): lipid metabolic process
Cellular component (GO): membrane
Molecular function (GO): oxidoreductase activity, acting on the CH-CH group of donors
Source: RefSeq, a predicted model, not a curated record